UGCGCUGAAGGGGAUCGGGGUGAUCCAUACUGAUGUCAAACAAGACAACAUCAUGAUAGUGAACCGCUUCCGACAACCCUUUGAAGUGAAGCUGAUAGACUUCGGGGUGUCCGUUCUCACAUCAGAGGCCAAGACCAUCAAACCUCGAGUAGCUGCAUUCACGGCCCCGGAAACUUAUUUGGGCGGUGAAUUUAAUGAGGCCAUUGAUAUGUGGUCCCUGGGCUGUGCCAUGUUCGAGAUGAUCUAUGGUUGUAACCUGUUCGCAGGAGAGGGUCACUAUGAAACAGUACGUCUUCUACUAUAGUCAGACAAUUUGUCAGGGCGGGUCAUUACUUUGCCCUCAUGGGAACAAUAUUUUGCUUGCUCUUGGAUAUACUGAUGUAAUUCUCUGUUUAAUCUCCAGAUGCUGGAAAUUGUGGAAUUCUUUGGCAAGCCAGCGGACCAUCUUCUUGAACAGAGCCCCCAGGCAAAGCUUUACUUCACAAAAACUGACAAAGGAGUUUGGAGGAUCAAGACUCCUUUGGAAUUUUUCAAACGGCGCCGUAGUCUAACCAGGAACAAACACGGGUUGAAAUGUCUGGAUGAACUGAAAGCAGUGCGUCUGGAGGAAGAUAACAAGACUGAGGCUGUUGAGCGAGCGCAGUGCAUCAAGCUCCUGAAGGCCAUGCUGGCCUUAGAUGCAGAUAAGAGGAUCACUUCCCGUGAAGUCCUCUCUCACCCAUUCAUCACCAAAGUCUACCCAAAUGUCCAGACUUUAAGUGAGGACUUUGAAUGCAAGCCUCCUGCCACUGCCCUGGAUGAUGAAGACAGCAGUAACAUCCAGCCAGGCGACAGCACUCUAUCUCCGGAAAUUAGUUCAGGAGGUGCAAUCCUGGUUUGACCCCACAGUUCAGCCGAGA
Molecule: messenger RNA, 899 nt
Organism: Acanthopagrus latus (yellowfin seabream)
Lineage: Eukaryota; Metazoa; Chordata; Actinopteri; Spariformes; Sparidae
Product: homeodomain-interacting protein kinase 2-like
Exons: 5
Coding region: 404-880 (158 amino acids)
Source: RefSeq, a predicted model, not a curated record